This is a messenger RNA of Seriola dumerili (greater amberjack), 2269 nucleotides long. RefSeq names its product WD repeat domain 5 (gene wdr5). Lineage: Eukaryota; Metazoa; Chordata; Actinopteri; Carangiformes; Carangidae. Bases 187 to 1188 code for a protein of 333 amino acids. The record is from RefSeq and is a predicted model, not a curated record. Gene Ontology annotation, cellular component: Set1C/COMPASS complex. Gene Ontology annotation, molecular function: histone binding. The transcript is spliced from 14 exons.
UUCUCCUCGCAGCUUCCUCCUCGCAGACAAACAUUCAGGAGCAAGCUGACUGCUAUAUGCUUCAUACAUGAUCGUCUGAAUAAAUGUACGUGCGUUUCUCUCACCAGUCUUUACGAGGAAUAACAUUCUGAUCGCGGAGCUGCAUUUAAUUCCCGAUCCUGCACAAUAGAUGCUGAUUUCCUCACCAUGGCAACAGAAGAUAAGAAACCAGACACAGAUACAAAACCUCCAGUUGCACCAUCAGCUUCUGCCAGUCAAAGCAAGUCUGCACCUGCCAAGCCAAACUACAGCCUGAAAUUCACAUUAGCGGGCCACACGAAAGCCGUCUCCUCUGUCAAAUUCAGUCCCAGUGGAGAAUGGCUCGCCAGCUCAUCUGCUGAUAAACUCAUCAAAAUCUGGGGAGCGUAUGACGGCAAGUUUGAGAAAACCAUAUCUGGACAUAAACUUGGCAUAUCUGAUGUGGCCUGGUCCUCUGACUCCAACCUCUUGGUGUCUGCAUCAGAUGACAAAACCCUGAAGAUCUGGGACGUCAGCUCGGGAAAAUGCCUAAAAACUCUAAAAGGUCACAGCAACUACGUCUUCUGCUGCAACUUCAACCCCCAGUCCAAUCUUAUCGUGUCAGGAUCGUUUGACGAGAGUGUGAGGAUAUGGGACGUGAAGACUGGGAAAUGUUUGAAAACAUUGCCAGCUCAUUCUGAUCCAGUCUCUGCUGUUCAUUUCAACAGAGACGGCUCCCUCAUUGUGUCCAGUAGCUAUGACGGCCUCUGCCGAAUCUGGGACACAGCCUCGGGGCAGUGUUUAAAGACACUCAUAGACGAUGACAACCCCCCUGUGUCAUUCGUGAAGUUUUCCCCCAACGGAAAAUACAUCCUGGCUGCUACACUGGACAACACGCUGAAGCUGUGGGACUACAGCAAAGGAAAGUGCUUGAAAACGUACACAGGCCAUAAAAACGAGAAGUACUGCAUAUUUGCAAAUUUCUCCGUCACCGGUGGAAAGUGGAUCGUGUCGGGCUCAGAGGACAACAUGGUUUAUAUCUGGAACCUGCAGACGAAGGAGAUUGUGCAGAAACUCCAGGGCCACACAGACGUCGUCAUUUCGACUGCCUGCCACCCGACAGAGAACAUCAUCGCAUCUGCGGCUUUAGAAAAUGACAAAACCAUCAAGCUAUGGAAAAGCGACUGCUAAGCCCUCUUGGAUCUUUUUGGGGGCUAUUCAUAUUUUUUUUUUUUCUACAUUUUGUUGUAAGAAAAGAGGACGUUUUUUUCUAACAGAGAGCACCUGCUGGAUGCAGACGGCUUUCGGGUAAUGAAAUUCAGCACGGAGAGCCACACACACACAUACGCACCAUAUCAGCCGAGGCUAGUCCUGCAGCGGACGUGUUCCCCCUUGUCGCAUCUGAGAUAUUUCAUCAGUGUUUUUUUUUUUUUUCCCCACACGUGCCAGAUUUUGUUGUCCCAGAAGGGAAAUGGGGGAAUUUUGUUAUACAACACCGCUCUGGUGCUUCAGUAUUUUUUUUUUAACACUGCAUUAACCCUAAUGUCACUGCUGCAUACCAGCUCCCACACACUCAUUUAUGGCCUUGUAUAAUACAUCUAAUAAUUCGGCCUUUUUGUUUCCCCCCCCCCCAUUUCUUUUGUCUGUGUAACUGUAGGAUCGUCUAAAUUUCUUCAAGGUGGAGGUGACUUUGACAUCAAGCAUCACAUUUCAGUAAAAAAAAAAAAAAAAAAAAGGUACCUAAAACCCUUUUGUCUGUUAUUUAUUCAAGUGGUGCCACAGUUACUUCUCUUUCUCUCCUUAACAUCAGAUGUCAGAUCUUAAGUAAGCGCUGUGCCAUACCAUGAGAUAUUUUCAGAGCUUGAACCAAGUCCAUAACACCUUAAAAUGUGAUGUCACAUAUACAAUACUUUGAGAAUUACAAUCUACAAUAUUGAAAUGAGUAUUUUCUUUUUACAAUCCUACUGGAGCCUUGACUUGAGAUCCCUCCUCUCCUAAUGUUAAUAUUUUACAGUUCACCACAGCGACCAAAUGCAUUUAUUUUGUGUUGUAGGAGUUGUACAUAGUACGCCGUCAUGUACUGUGAUUGGAUUAUUUUAGCUGUUGUUGUUUUUUUUUUUUGUUUUUUUUUAUAAUUACUGCUUUCUGAUUAUCUCAUAGUUCUGCACACCAAGCCAGCAGCCUCUGUUCUCUAUAGUUAACCUGGAUUUUUGUGGAAUCUGUUUUGCAUUCGACAGCUAUGACCUGCAACUUAAUAAAACCAGUUUUUGUA